CGCGAACUUGGAUUGAGUUCAUUAGUAGCUGCUGUGAAUGUAUCCCCGCCAAUCCAUCACGUGUGAACGAGGAGAAGCACAGCUAUAAAGAAAGCAACCCCUCCCGUAACUGCUCACAGCAGAGUCGAAGGUUCUCUUCCCCCAGACAUUAACCUGAUCAAGUCCUUACAGAGGCCACCCCCUAUACACCAUGAUUACCCGCACGAGCCCCAUUCCCAAACAACAGCGCGCUGUCGUUCGCAGCGGAUCCGGCUCAACGGCUACCACCACGAUCCAGACCAUCGACGUAGACCUCCCGGGCCCCGGCCAGAUCCUAGUCCGCAUCACAUGGACCGGGCUCUGCGGCUCCGACAAGGCUCUGCUUCACGACGAAUGGGCCGGCUUCGGGGUUGCAAUGACGCCCCAGGCUAAGGGGGUCGCAGGACACGAAGGCGUGGGUGUGGUUGUCGCGGUGGGCGAAGGCAUGGAGAAUCGCUGGAACAUCGGGGACCGCGCGGGGAUCAAGUGGAUUGCAAAGACCUGCGGUGAAUGCGAGUUCUGUCUGAGCGGCGUGGACGAGGUCAACUGUAUCAGGCAGGUCAACAGUGGUUUCACAGCUCCAGGGACCUUCCAAGAGUACUGUGUUGCCGAUGGACGGUAUACCUCCAAGAUCCCCGAUGGGGUGUCCGAUGAAGACGCCGGACCGAUUAUGUGCGGAGGGGUGACGGCUUAUGUUGCCUGCAAACGGGCCAAUGUCAAGGCUGGUCAGUGGAUUGUGCUGCCUGGAGCCGGGGGUGGCCUGGGUCAUCUCGCGAUUCAGUAUGCACGGGCGAUGGGUAUGAGGGUCAUCGCCAUUGACGGCGGUGAUGACAAACGAGAGCUAUGCCAGAAACUCGGGGCCGAGGUGUUCAUCGAUUACCUAUCAACGCCAGACAUUGCUGCUGAGGUUCGCAAGAUCACGACGCACGGAGCGCAUGGGGUGAUUGUGACGGCUGCCACCAAGACGGUCUAUGCGACAGCGCCGACAUAUCUGCGGCCAAAUGGCACACUGGUGGCUGUUGGUCUGCCUGCGGACCCCAGCAUUCUUGCAGGAGCUCCUCCCAUGCUCUUGUCUCUCAAAAGAUUGAAUGUUGUCGGUACUGUGACAGGGACCUUGAAAGAUGUUGAAGAGGCCCUGGAUUUCACUGCACGUAAAAUCGUCCACCCUGUUCUGGUGAAAGGGAAACUUGAGGACCUCAACUCGUGGGUUGAGAAGCUGGAGAAAGGUCAAUUGGCCGGGCGCGCAGUGCUCCAAGUCGCUAAAAUAUGA
Messenger RNA from Aspergillus saccharolyticus JOP 1030-1, 1288 nucleotides. Its product is annotated as zinc-dependent alcohol dehydrogenase. Gene Ontology annotation, molecular function: oxidoreductase activity. The transcript is spliced from 3 exons. The record is from RefSeq and is a predicted model, not a curated record. Bases 191 to 1288 code for a protein of 365 amino acids. NCBI's taxonomy places the organism in Eukaryota, Fungi, Ascomycota, Eurotiomycetes, Eurotiales, Aspergillaceae.